This is a messenger RNA of Phaeodactylum tricornutum CCAP 1055/1, 996 nucleotides long. RefSeq lists its product with no specific name. The transcript has a single exon. The record is from RefSeq and is a predicted model, not a curated record. The coding region runs from base 1 to 996 and encodes 331 amino acids. Lineage: Eukaryota; Bacillariophyta; Bacillariophyceae; Surirellales; Neidiaceae. Gene Ontology annotation, cellular component: cytosol. Gene Ontology annotation, molecular function: aldose reductase (NADPH) activity.
AUGUUGACGACCCCCACUGCUGCUCCCACAAGCUCCUUCACGAAAACCACGGUACUGAACAACGGUUGCGUCAUUCCACUCGUUGGCCUGGGCACGUGGAAAUCCGAACCCGGUAAGGUCCAACAGGCCGUGAAAGAAGCCAUCCGUCUGGGUUAUCGACACGUUGAUUGUGCCUUUUGUUACCACAAUGAAAAGGAAGUAGGCUUGGCACUGCAAGAAUGCUUUGCGCAAGGGUUGUGCCGACGCGAAGAGUUGUUCGUAACUUCCAAACUAUGGUGUGACAAGCACCAUCCGAACGAUGUCCGCGACGCCCUUCGGAAUACGCUUUCGGAUUUGCAACUGGACUAUUUGGACAUGUACCUGAUGCACUGGCCCGUAGCGAUCAAAAUCAACUGGCCCGAAUCUGCCGACGACAUGAUUGCUCUCGAUGACUUGCCUAUUGCCGACACGUGGAAGGUCAUGGAGGAAUGCGUCGAUCAAGGUUUGACCAAAGGUAUCGGCGUUUCGAACUUUUCCAUCAAGAAACUUGAGCAUUUGUUAGCUUCUUGUCGCAUCCCUCCCGCCAUCAAUCAAGUUGAACGUCACCCCUAUUUGGCACAGCCGGAUAUGAUGGAACAUUGUGCACGUAAAAACAUCCACGUGACGGGAUACAGUCCACUCGGUUCGUUGGAUCGCCCAGCCGGUCUGAAGGGACCGGACGAGGUCAACUUAUUGACCGAUCCUACCGUCACGAGCGUUGCGAACAAACACGGCAUCAGCACAGCACAAGUCUUGUUGAAAUGGGCCGUCCAAACCAACGCCAGUACCAUUCCUAAGUCAAUUCAUCCGACCCGCUUGGCGGAAAAUCUGAUGGUGGGUCGUGACGAUUUUCCCGACCUGGAUCAAAGGGAUUUGGAAAUGCUCCAGUCGCUGGAUGCGCACCGACGUUACGUGACCGGCGCCUUCUGGGCCUUGCCGGGAGGACCGUAUACGGUCGAGAAUCUUUGGGAUGAGUAA